CAGUCAAGAACACACCCGAGUGCACUGCCAGCCAGACGCCUUCCGAAACACCCCUUAUAGUGCCGCAUGAGUGCCUGACACUUUCUUCCCUGCCCCAUACCACAUCUUUGAUAUCUUGCAAAACAUGUCAUACACUCCUAGCAAGUUUCUCAAGAGCCACCAUGUCAAUGUUGUGCCGGUCGCCUUCUCUGGCGGUCAGGCCAAAGGCGGUGUGGACGAUGGACCGGCCAUGCUCUUGAACCACGGCUUGAUGGACCAGAUCAAGCAGAGUGGAUGGGAUGCUCAGCUCUUGCAGGAUCUGGAUGUGCUUGCACUCAAGCCGGCGGAAGAUCCGCCCAUUGGCAUCAUGAAGAAUACACGCUUUGUGUCUUCAGUGACAAAGAAGCUAUCAGAGGUAUGUGGUCGUAGUGCUGCGACUGGUGGCCUGACACUGACUGUUGGCGGCGACCACUCUCUGGCCAUUGGUACUAUUGUGGGCUUGAUGAAGCAGUACCCGGAAGCUUGCGUCCUUUGGAUUGACGCGCAUGCGGAUAUCAAUACACCCACAUCGACGGAGUCUGGCAAUAUUCAUGGAUGUCCCGUCUCAUUCGUCACUGGUCAAGCAGGACCGCAAUCGUCACUUCCUGAAACACUUCAAUGGAUACCAGCAUGUCUCGAUACGUCCAGACUAGCCUACAUUGGUCUACGUGACAUUGAUCCUGAAGAGAGGCGUAUCAUUCGCGCCCGCAACAUUGCAGCUUAUAGCAUGCAUCAUAUCGACAAGUAUGGCAUUGGCACAGUUGUCCAGAUGGCGCUCGAUCGCGUCAACCCAAACUUGACAAGGCCUAUUCAUCUCAGCUACGAUGUGGAUGCCAUUGAUCCAGUCUUUGUUUCGGCAACAGGCACGCCUGUCAGGGGAGGACUGACGUUUAGGGAAGGUACAUAUAUCUGCGAGGCGAUUGCGGAGACGGGCUGUCUCGUCUCGAUGGACCUGGUCGAGGUGAACCCAAACUUGCGCAGUGAAGGAACAGCAGGUGACCAAGAAGUGCAGGCAACUCUGGAUAUUUCAACCAGUCUUGUGCGAUGCGCAUUGGGCGAGACACUCCUCUGAGCUCGAACGAAGGACGCACUCGGGAAAUUGAAAUCCCUACCUGUUGGCCAUUGAUGGAGGAGGCCGGGACAGCUUUGAUCCGCUUCGAUUGCAAGCGCUCAGUAUUUUGUUCGUAGCUUCCAGGUCGACUGUACCUUUGAUGUCUGUAUGAAAUUAGAAUGACAUCGUUACAUACACUCAGUCUCUGAUGUAGAAAAUCUUUGUUGACG
Protomyces lactucae-debilis is the source of this 1299-nucleotide messenger RNA. RefSeq names its product arginase. Gene Ontology annotation, cellular component: cytoplasm; nucleus; cytosol. The record is from RefSeq and is a predicted model, not a curated record. Gene Ontology annotation, molecular function: manganese ion binding; arginase activity. The transcript has a single exon. NCBI's taxonomy places the organism in Eukaryota, Fungi, Ascomycota, Taphrinomycetes, Taphrinales, Protomycetaceae. Bases 125 to 1090 code for a protein of 321 amino acids.